Molecule: messenger RNA, 1579 nt
Organism: Ornithorhynchus anatinus (platypus)
Lineage: Eukaryota; Metazoa; Chordata; Mammalia; Monotremata; Ornithorhynchidae
Product: fMet-Leu-Phe receptor-like
Exons: 4
Coding region: 352-1458 (368 amino acids)
Biological process (GO): positive regulation of cytosolic calcium ion concentration; complement receptor mediated signaling pathway; inflammatory response
Cellular component (GO): plasma membrane
Molecular function (GO): N-formyl peptide receptor activity; complement receptor activity
Source: RefSeq, a predicted model, not a curated record
CUCAGUCUCCUUCCUGAGGUGGCAGCUCAGCCUCCAGAGAAGAGUUCGAGACUCGGAGAGAUCCCUCGGUUUCAGACCCCGCCGACGCCCCGACCCCGAAAGACUUUCUUCCUCUGCUGGUUUCCCGUCCCCGUGGUCACGGUACUGCAGCUCACCGCUGCCGUGAAAGAGUCCAGUGAGCUGUUCGCUGCCGUCCGGAUCCUCGGGUCUCUGGCCACCAGCCCUUUGCUCUGCACAUACCGCUGGACCCGCAAGCUGGAGAACCACAAGCUGUGACCUCCCUGACCCCCCAUCGGCCUUGGGGAUUAGCAGAAAGAGAAGGAGCAUCGCCUAGUGGAAAGGAGGAGGACCAUGGAGAACAGUUCAUUCCCUCUGGAUGUCCUUGGCAGUUCGAAAGUUCCACCGGUGGCCCCCCCCUCCGCCUCCCUGCAGAAGGGCCUGAGAUUCCUCCACAUCCUGUCCUUGGCAGUCUUCGUCGUCGCCUUCCUCCUGGGCACGGCCGGCAACGGGCUGGUCAUCUGGGUGUCCGGCUUCCGCAUGCCCCGCUCGGUCAACGGCGUCUGGUACCUCCACCUGGCCGUGGCCGACUUCACCUUCUGCCUCUUCCUGCCCUUCAGCGUGGUCUACGUGGCCCUGGGAUUCCACUGGCCUUUCGGCCGGCUGCUCUGCAAACUCUACAACUCGCUGAGCGUCCUCAACCUCUUCGCCAGCGUCUUCCUGCUGACCCUCAUCUCCGCCGACCGCUGCGUCUGCGUCCUGUGGCCCGUCUGGGCCCGGAACCACCGCACCUGGGCGAGGGCCAACCUGGUGGCUCUGGGCGCCUGGCUCAUGGCCCUGGUCCUUAGCGGUCCCUACGUGGUGUUCCGGGACAUCGCCGUCAGCUCAGGGACCGGGAAGACGGACUGCGUCAUCAACUACGACCCCUGGAACGAGACCCGGGGGGACCCGGGGCGGAGGCCGGCCGUGGAGGGGCCCCGGUUCUCGGCCCUGGUGCUCACCCGCUUCGUGCUCGGCUUUACGGUGCCGCUGCUCGUCAUCGGGGGCUGCUGCAUCCUCCUCGCGAGCCGGAUCUGGCGCCAGCGCCUGGCGCGUUCCAGUCGGCCCUUCCGGGUCCUCGGGUCCGUGGUGGCCGCUUUCUUCCUCUGUUGGUUCCCCUUCCACCUAGUGUCGCUCAUGAGCCUCGUGUCCAUCCUGGGCCGGCGGUCGGACCUGAACCGCUUCGUGUCCGUCCUGUGGCCGCUGGCCUUCUGCCUGACCUGCGUCAACAGCUGCCUGAACCCCGUGCUCUACGUCUUCCUGGGCCGGGACUUCCGGGAGCGUCUGCUCCGCUCCCUGCCCGCCGCCCUGGAGCGUGCCCUCGCCGAGGAGUCCGGCUCCGCUUCCGGCUUGAAGAAAAGCACGCUGCACUCCAUGCCCGCGGACGGCGAGUUCCAAGAGCUGCGGGGGGCCUUGACCUGAAGGCCCCACCCCCCUCACCCCUCAGGCCGGGCCCAACGGCCUCCUCCCUCCCUCCCCGUUCCGACUUCCGGUGGUUGGGCCGGAACCCUCCGGUGCCAAUAAAAAUUGUUUUCUGACCUUA